Molecule: messenger RNA, 2315 nt
Organism: Trichoderma harzianum CBS 226.95
Lineage: Eukaryota; Fungi; Ascomycota; Sordariomycetes; Hypocreales; Hypocreaceae
Exons: 3
Coding region: 28-2205 (725 amino acids)
Source: RefSeq, a predicted model, not a curated record
AUUUAUUCCACCCAUUUCUUUGUCAAAAUGGAAUCAGUCGCAGUCUCUAUUCAAAAUAUUAUUAAUAUGGCAAAUCAUGCAAGGGCAGAUCAAAUAGAUGUGGGUUAUUUUGCACCAGACACGUUCAACUGCACUUCAAAUUGCCAAAGGCCUUCAAGUGACAAGCAUCGCAAAGUACCCUCGUUUAACACAACUCCAUUCCAGUUCGAUCAUGUCACCCUUUCGGCAGGCCGUGGGUGCAGAGGAUGCGAAUUUCUGCGCCUCCUCUUGUCGGGAAUGUUCGAAGCCUACCCGGAAAUCAGCCCGGACAAUACUCAACUUAGAUGGACUGGAGCACAAUUUACAUUAGAGGUCACUCCCCAAAAUGAGAGUUCUCGAUAUAUUCAAUUCUUUUAUCCCAGAGGGGCAAAGAUGAGAGUCUUCGGCAUGCCUCCAUCAAACCUGCUAACUGGAGACACAUCUUCUUCCACGUCUUUCGAUAGAGCAACCAAACUGAUACAACAAUGUGAAGAUGGCCACUCGAACUGCAAUUCUGGGCGAAAUGUCGCACUUCCCAAAAGACUUCUUCAUGUAACCGAAAUCAGCAACUCCGGCGCUGAUGUUGGAAUAAAACUAGUGAUAACUGAAGGCAAGACUGGAACAUAUGCCUGCCUCUCUCACUGCUGGGGUGAUCCGACACUGAUCUAUUCAAAAACAUUGUCAUCAACCAUCGACGAGUAUUACGACUUUAUUCCAUGGACAAAAUUGCCCAAGACGUUUCAAGAUGCCGUUAUUCUAUGCCGAAAGUUCCGCAUCGAAUAUCUAUGGAUCGAUUCUCUUUGCAUCAUUCAGGAUUCUCGCAGUGAUUGGGAAGUAGAAUCUACCAAGAUGGGCAACAUAUACCGGAAUAGCUACAUCACCAUAGCUGCAUCCGCAUCCCCCGGCUCCUUUGGCGGAUGUUUCUCCAAGACGAGACCGGAUCACUGCAUCGUCAUUAAAGAACUAGGGCAACCAGAUGUAUAUGUCGGCAUCAGGGAUUGUAACGGUGCCGGAAAGAGUACCAAAAAUAUGGAAGCAUCCUUCUUUAAGCACUUCCCUCUCUUCAGUCGCGCAUGGGUGUACCAAGAGCGAAUGCUCUCCCGCCGCCUUCUCUACUGCAAUAAAUCAGAGUUCCAAGUCGGGUGUCAGGAGACACUUCAAUGCGAAUGCGGCUCGGGCCAGAUAGCACCCCAUUUCUCGCCCGCCCCCAGAGGUUUGAACGUUGCGAGUCUCAAGGGGCCAGCGAGUCUGAAGCCGGACGAGCAUGGCGGCGGUCUUGUCGGUCAGGACUUUACCAGUCUUCUGUACCGCAACUGGAUGGAGGUCGUCGAGACAUAUGCAAAGCUCAAUCUGACCAAGGGAUCCGACAAGCUUCCGGCGCUCUCCGCGACGGCUAGAAUUCUUGCUGAGAACAUGGGAGAUGGGUAUUUGGCGGGCAUCUGGCGCAGUACCUUGAUGGAGGGCUUACUCUGGUAUGUAAGAGCACCACUCUCAAAGCAUCGACCAAGAGGCGAAGACUGGAGAGCGCCAUCUUGGUCAUGGGCAAGCAUCGAUUCACCAUCCGGACUGGGCUUCAUCGCUCCAGCAACAAGAUUCUCGAAAUCUUUUGAAGGCAAAAUCGAAGCUGCGGAAUGUGUCGUCGCUGGGCAAGAUGACUUUGGCCAAGUGACCUCUGGCUUCAUCCUCCUCAAAGCAUCUCUAGGACGCACAUUCUGGCGUAUUCGCUGUCGAGGGUGCACCACACCGGCCGGUAGGAAAGGCAAGGCUGGCUUCCCCCGCGCAGAUUAUACUUUUUAUACAAAUGAAACGUUUCCAUCGCCAGCAGAAGGUUGGGUGCCUUGCGAGUUCACGGAGCCCCGGCUGGACGUGAUGGGCGCAAGUCUUGGCUUCUUUGCUGAUGCACUGAUUGACGACGCGGCCCGAUAUGGCUUCUUCUCGUGCAUUGGCAAAGGAUCGUGCAAGUUGGCGCCAUGUCAUUUGCUAUAUGUCCAUCGUUUUGAAGGGCGAGGUGGUGGAGUGCGAAAGGCGAAAACUGGUGAAAGGGGAAUCGACGCAGAUGCUUUUCUGGUGUUGACAGAAAUCAAGGGUCAGCAUGAUACCUUUGAGAGGAUAGGUUUGUUGACGAUUACACACAAUGCACAGGCGAAGAGGAGGAGUGGUUCAAGAGCGUCUGGCCGGCGGUCUUGACACCAGAGAGGACAGUUACACUCAUCUAGAAGUUGAAGAUUCCCUCAAGCCUCUUCACGAGAAGUCAAAUUUCUAAAUGAGUUCAUCAAUGCCAGAAAUAAGAGAUCAUG